Saprolegnia parasitica CBS 223.65 is the source of this 1629-nucleotide messenger RNA. RefSeq lists its product as hypothetical. NCBI's taxonomy places the organism in Eukaryota, Oomycota, Saprolegniomycetes, Saprolegniales, Saprolegniaceae. The record is from RefSeq and is a predicted model, not a curated record. Gene Ontology annotation, molecular function: protein binding. The coding region runs from base 1 to 1629 and encodes 542 amino acids. The transcript has a single exon.
AUGAGCCUUGCGUGCACAACCGACGCCAUGGACGACGCCGCCGCCAACGGCCACCUGGACGCUGUCACCUUCUUACACGAGAAGCGAACCGAAGGCUGCUCGACGGAUGCCAUGGACCGGGCGGCCGCCAACGAUCAUCUAGACGUUGUUACCUUCUUGCACGAGAAGCGAACCGAAGGCUGCACAACCGACGCCAUGGACGACGCCGCCGCCAACGGCCAUCUGGACGUUGUUACCUUCUUGCACGAGAAGCGAACCGAAGGCUGCACAACCGACGCCAUGGACGACGCCGCCGCCAACGGCCAUCUGGACGUUGUUACCUUCUUGCACGAGAAGCGAACCGAGGGCUGCACGACGGCUGCGCUCAGUGGCGCAGCGGCGGCGGGGCACCUAAAGGUCGUUGAGUAUCUCGUGGCCCAUCGUGACGAGGGUGCUUCACCAGACAUUCUGGACACCGCGGCUGCCAACGGUCACCUCGACAUUCUUGCUUAUCUGGACAAGCUCGGGCGCUUUGCGUGCACGACGGCUGCCGUUGACGACGCCGCAAGGCAUGGACACUUUGAUGUCGUCGAGUACCUCUUGGCGCAUCGACUCGAAGGCGGCAGCCGCGACGGUGCCGCGCGCGGCGCACUGGAGAGCGGUCACAUUGCGCUCGUCCAGCGGCUUGUCGCAGCCGGGUACCCGCUCCCGGCCACGAGCGGUAUGAGCGUCCUGCGGGCGAUACGCAAGCCAAGUGCCCUCGCGCUGCUGCAGCUCUACGUUGCGCAAGGCGUCGCGCUGCCGUCGUCGUGGGCCAAAGAGGUGCGACAGUAUGGCAGCGACGACGUGACGCAGUAUUACUUUCUUCACGCGCCAGCCGCCGCCCAGCAGCACGCCGCGCCACGUGCCAUGUCUCGGUACCAUGAUGAUGCGUUCGAUGCCAUCGAGACGGCGCUUUGGAACGAAGACUUUGACGUGGUACGAGACCUCUGGGCGCAACGGCCAGAGCUCCGGUGCGAUGCCUUGCUCGAGUUGAUUGUACGCAACAGCGCGUCGCCGGCCAGCGCGACCGCCUUUCUCCUCGACGCUGGCGUCGGGCAGCCGCGACGUGUUGCUGUCGAGCACAUGGAUCGUCGGAGCUUUGACAUGAUGAACGUCCUCUUGCCGUACUGCCUGCACCCGACCGACCAUCUCGACAACCUCGUCUUUCUCGUCGAAUGGCUCGAUCGACAGGCGUACGCCUUGACCGCGUCCAUGCUUUUGGCUCUUAAAACCGAGAUGAUUGCCCAAGCAACGGCAGCCACGUGCCGACACAUCCACGUCGGCACUGCGAUCGAGUCGAUCACGGAAGCGCUUUUGGCGACCGGCGCGACGACCUCGUAUGUACAAGCCGCGUCUCGGGGCUUGGAGCAACGAGUGCUCUUCCGGUCGGGCGUCGCCGACUGGGGCCUUGCGACACUCAUUGUGCAUUUCUUGUCGGUUGACGCCACCGACUCUGCCAGGCAACUGCGAACGUGGCUCGGCAAGGUGAGGAGCGCGGGCCUCAAAGCGCAUCUGCAGCGCCUCCUGGACGAAGCGAUGCCGGAGGAGAAUGACGCAGCCGCCGACGAGGCCAAGCUGGCGUCGAUGUACCAGGAUUACGAUUAUUAA